Molecule: messenger RNA, 1536 nt
Organism: Limulus polyphemus (Atlantic horseshoe crab)
Lineage: Eukaryota; Metazoa; Arthropoda; Merostomata; Xiphosura; Limulidae
Product: vacuolar protein sorting-associated protein 29-like
Exons: 4
Coding region: 76-624 (182 amino acids)
Biological process (GO): intracellular protein transport; retrograde transport, endosome to Golgi
Cellular component (GO): retromer complex; endosome
Source: RefSeq, a predicted model, not a curated record
GGUAUGAAUAUUUUUGCCUGUUUAUGCAACAGGGGGCGGGUAUUGUUGUGACUGACUGAAUUUGAGCGAUAUAGUAUGUUGGUAUUAGUUCUUGGAGACCUGCACAUUCCUCAUCGAUGUCAAGGUCUUCCAAUCAAGUUUAAAAAGUUGUUAGUUCCAGGAAGAAUCCAUCAUAUCCUAUGUACAGGGAAUUUGUGCACAAAGGAAUCAUACGACUACCUUAAGACCUUAGCUAGUGAUGUUCAUGUUGUUCGUGGAGACUUUGAUGAGAAUCCGAGCUAUCCUGAACAAAAAGUAGUAACUGUGGGUCAGUUUCGAAUUGGACUCUGUCAUGGCCAUCAAGUUGUUCCAUGGGGAGAUCCACAUAGUUUGUCACUUAUCCAGCUUCAGCUAGAUGUGGACAUUCUUAUAUCUGGUCACACACAUAAGUUUGAAGCUUAUGAACAUGACAAUAAAUUUUACAUCAAUCCAGGUUCAGCAACAGGAGCCUAUAAUCCAUUAGAUAGCAACAUCAUUCCGUCUUUUGUUUUAAUGGAUAUUCAGUCUUCAACAGUAGUAACCUACGUAUAUCAACUGAUUGGAGAAGAUGUCAAAGUGGAAAGGAUAGAAUAUAAGAAGUCAUAAAUACAUUUUUUCUUCCUGUACAUUUAACCACUAUUUCUUAGGUAAAUUAAAAUCCUUAGCAUGUCAAAUAAUGCAGCUACUUGUAUUUGAAUAAAAUUGUGCCAAGUGGUAUUAUUUAAAUAACAUACAACUACAGAUAUGUAGUAAAAAAAUAAUGUCCCAUGAUUUAGUGAAAAAAAGGGGUAAUUUUAAAACUGUAGGGCUUAUGUAAUCUUUUCUAGUGUAUGUCUGCUCUCAUAAUUUUUUGGCAUAUUAUUUCUCUUUGCUGAUGACUUAUCAAAACUUGUAUUGUAGACUAUUUUUUGUAUGUAGAGAGACAAAUCAUGUGUACUAAUAUGGAGACAAAUAUUCUGAAGACUUAAUUUUUAUUUUUAAUUCACUAUAUAAAAGGAUUUUUUAAAAUUUGCUUUUUGUUCAAAAACUAAGUAAUUAAGUAUAAUAAUUGUAACUUUUUUCCUCUCCCUCUUAGUACUUUUGCAUGUAACACAAUUUGCCACUAUCCAAAGAUUAGUUUUUUUUAUUUUAGCAUUUUUUCUUCAGUUAAACCAUAAAAUGUAUGAAAAUGGCUAAUACACUUGGUGCAUAAAACGUAUAGGUAAUAAAAUGUAUAUGCAUUCUGAAGUCCUGUUUCUUAGUUUGAUUAUACUUCUUCGUUCAUAUUGUAUGUCAUUUCUAAGUUUAAACUUCUACAUUGUGCUGUUUAUAUCUAUUGUCUGGUAUAAUAUAUUAUAACUUAAAUUGUAGAUUACUAUUUGCAGUGAAUAUGACAUGUUUAUUACAAUCAAGCCUGUUGUACAUGCAGUGAAUAAAUUGAUUGUGGAAAUAAAAUUUCAUAUUUUGAGAAACAAAUAUAUGAACAGGAAAAGAACAUGUAUAAGUAAAGCUACUCAAUAAAACUGUCUUUCAUAAGUA